AUGGCCUUUCCCACCCAAGACGCCCUCUGCACUCGAUUUGCGACCGAGCUGACCCUCCGUCGCACCGUUGACGAGCACGAUGAAGGCUUCAAGGUCUCGAUUGUUGCUGGAUUAGAGCGCUCCGACCAGGAGCGCGAGACGCUCGAAAAGUUCAACCCUGACUUGCGGCAACUGAAGCUAGGCACAGUCAUUGAACACGCCAUGGACGCUAUAGGGUUGACUGGGACGAACAAGGUGUUUUGCAACGACAUCCUACGCGUGGAGGCUUGUCUCCUCAACAACCACAUCUCACUCUCGUGGAUAUGGCCAGGUCUAUUCCUAGCAGGCAAUAAGGAUCAAUCUGUUGAAGACGUUAAGAUCGUCGAGAUCCUUGUCUUGUCCUGUAUGGAGCAGCCCAGGAGCAUUAUUCUGGCUGUGGUCGCUGCGAAAAGCGAAUUCGCGCUGCAGCAGGUCACUCAACGGGCGAGGGAGAUGGACCCUGAGGGUCACCCCACGCUUGGUCUCAUUACUAAGCCUGACACAUUAGACGAGGGCUCAGAGAUUGAACGAGCAUACCAUGAGCUCGCACAGAACAGGGACGUUGAGUUCCGUCUCGGCUAG
Messenger RNA from Endocarpon pusillum Z07020, 600 nucleotides. RefSeq lists its product as uncharacterized. The coding region runs from base 1 to 600 and encodes 199 amino acids. Lineage: Eukaryota; Fungi; Ascomycota; Eurotiomycetes; Verrucariales; Verrucariaceae. Gene Ontology annotation, molecular function: GTPase activity; microtubule binding. The record is from RefSeq and is a predicted model, not a curated record. The transcript has a single exon. Gene Ontology annotation, cellular component: microtubule; membrane; cytoplasm.